UGUGUGUGUGUUGUGCUGCUGUCUGUUGGGCUGGGAUCGGAGUUUAAAUAUUCAAAAUGGCGGACGGAGGAGCAGCGAGUCAAGAUGAGAGUUCAGGAGCAGAUUCUAGAAUGAGUAAUCCGUCAGAAACGAGUAAAUGUGCAAUGGAGAGUGGGGACGGAAACACAGGUGCCCAAACAAACGGACUGGACUUUCAGAGGCAGACGGUGCAAACAACAAACGCAAUCACCAACGCACACGCACAGGCCCUGCUCCAACAGUUGACUCUGACCCCAGCGCAGCAGCAGCUGCUGUUGCAGCAGGCUCAGGCGCAGCUGUUGGCAGCUGUGCAGCAGCACUCGGCCAGCCAGCAGAGCAGCACCACGGGAGCCAGUAUCUCCGCCUCCGCUGCCACACCGAUCACACAGAUCCCCCUCUCCCAGCCCAUCCAGAUCACAUCCCAGUUGCAGCAGCUGCAGCAGCAGCAGCAACAGAACCUCAACCUUCAGCAGUUUGUGCUGGUGCAGCCAGGCCACCCCAUCGCCACUCAGCUGCAGCCGGCGCAGUUCAUCAUCUCGCAGACGCCGCAGGGCCAGCAGAGCCUCUUGCAAGCCCAGAAUCUUCUAACUCAACUACCUCAAAGCCAAGCCAACCUCCUGCAGACUCAGCCAAGCAUCACCCUCACCACACAGCCCGCAACACCGACACGCACGAUAGCAGCUACCCCAAUCCAGACCCUCCCCCACAGCCAGACAACGCCAAAGCGCUUGGACACCCCCAGCCUGGAGGAGCCCAGUGAUCUGGAGGAGCUGGAACAGUUUGCCAAAACCUUCAAACAGAGGAGAAUCAAACUGGGCUUUACUCAGGGGGAUGUCGGCCUUGCUAUGGGAAAGCUUUAUGGAAACGACUUCAGCCAAACCACCAUUUCUCGCUUUGAGGCCUUGAACCUGAGCUUUAAAAACAUGUGCAAGCUGAAGCCUUUGCUAGAGAAAUGGCUCAACGAUGCAGAGAACCAGACGUCAGACCAGGCCCUGUCCAGUCCCAGCUCUUUGGGCUCCCCUGGGCUGGGCAUGGAGGGCCUCAACCGGCGUCGCAAGAAAAGGACCAGCAUCGAGACCAACAUCAGAGUGGCCUUAGAAAAGAGCUUUCUGGAGAACCAAAAACCUACCUCUGAGGAGAUCACCAUGAUCGCCGACCAGCUGAACAUGGAGAAGGAGGUGAUCCGUGUGUGGUUCUGCAACCGCCGGCAGAAGGAGAAGAGGAUCAACCCGCCCAGCAGCGGCAGUGCCGGCAGCACCCCCAUCAAAGCAAUCUUCUCCCCCUCCACACCCCUGGCGCCUUCCACGGCCAGUCUUGUGACCAGUACCACCCCGACUACACUGACUGUAAAUCCUGUUUUGCCUCUCACCAGCACAAGUGUCUCCAGCAUUGGCUUCACUGGCACGCCUGUGGGCUCGGCCUCCUCCAACACUGCGUCCGUCAUCUCCUCUGUUCCCGUCGUUACGACUGCAGCCUCGUCUCCUUCACUCAGCCCCUCCCCCAGCACGAUGCAGGCGUCCUCGGCUGAGUCUUCGACGUCACAGGAGCCGGCGACUACGGUGACCCAGGCACCAUCCUCACUGGCCAACACACUGGGCACAGGGCAGGUGAUGGUGGCGGCACCCAGCUUGUCAGCUGCACUGCAGGGGGCCGCCCAGCUUCCCACCAGCGCAAGUUUCGCCGCCAUGGCUGCAGCUGCUGGUCUCAACCCGGGCCUCAUGGCCUCCUCACAGUUCGCUCCUGGUGGGGCUCUGCUGAGUCUGGCUCCUGGUGGUUUGGGCAGCGCGUUGAGUCCAGCACUGAUGAGCAACAGCACCUUGGCCACUAUCCAAGCUCUGGCAUCUAGCGGGACUCUGCCCAUCACCUCUUUGGAUGGCAGUGGUAACUUGCUGUUUGCCAACGCCAGUGCCGGGAGCACGCCCAACCUGGUGACGGCGCCCCUCUUCCUGAACCCCCAGAACCUGUCUCUGCUCACCAGCAACCCGGUCAGCUUGGUGUCCGCCGGUGCGAGCGCAGGGGCCGCCGGAGCCCUCAACCUACACGUUGCCGCCGAUACCCACCACAAUGCUGUCACCACGGCAACCGUGCCCGCCUCCACAAUCACCACCGCCUCUAAGGCCCAGUGAAGGCUUUGCCCAUUCUCUUUCCUCCUUCUUCUUCCUCCUUUCCCCUCUCCUUUUCCUCAUCAAUCAUUAUUUAAUCCCUUUGCUACCACCAAAAAGAAACUCAACAAGAGGUUUUUGUAUUAUUAUUUUAGUGUUUCUCCUUUUUCAUACUUCCUUCAUCCAUUUUGUUUCAAACGAUGUACUUUUUGGACCUUGUUGCCUGCUUUGAUUUUUCAGCAACAACCUUCACGAAUGUUGGCAUUACUAGAGAGCCUGGCGUAAAAGAUAGCCGAAACGGAACUGUCUCUGGACUGCACGCUUGCUCGCUCGGUAAUGCAAAGACGUGUUCGCUUUGAGUGAGCUCGCCUCACUCACUUCACUCCUUUUUUUUUUUUGCAUUUUUAUAUCUUCCUUUUUGGUCCUAAACACUCCUAACCAAAAAUGUGUACUGAUAUUGUUUACUUGUCGAAUCAUUGCUCCUUACUGAUAGCGUUAAUAGUCUUUGUUGUGAUCGCCAUCAUCACCACUGAGGAAGGUGUCUUGACACCUCACGAUUUGAAACGUUUCUUUUUUAAAGGCGCUGCUUUGCAGGCCUUUUGGACGUUCAUAUCAGAUCUUUCUAGAGCUUUUCCUUUGGCUUCCUGUGGUUUCUUUUUUAUCUAAUUCAGCUUUAGACUUAUCAUUCUCACUUGUGGUUACAAGGCUUUAAAGGAGUAAUAAGUGGCUGCGAUUACGGUUUCAUUGCUUUAAGGAAUCGUUUGACUGGUCUCUGUCUGGAAACACUGAUUUAUCGAAGAAAAAAAAUUCUCAAUACUUAGUAGCAGAGGUUUUUUUUUUAAGCGUACUCUAGGGUGGGUCUGAAGCGUGGACCCUGAGUUGGGUGUAUUUACAGAAUACUAAUAGCUUUAAAGGAUUGCGCAAGCAGUCCAUCAACAGAGGAUGCUUUUUGAGCGGGUGAUGGGUCGCCAUGUAGAUCACGCACUGAAAGCUCCUGGAAACUGUUGUGCUACUGUACGUCAUCGGGGCGACCGUGCGAUGUCUAGACUGUGACCUGUAUUCAUCCCAAAUCCGUCAGCCUCUUAAGGUCUUCCCAACACAGGGUGUGCUUUCUGUGUGGUCUCCUGGGUUGGUCUAGGUCGUACAGGAUGAUGCCACCAAACGCGUGGUGGGUGACCUUAACGUUCAGAAGGCAACCCGGCCCAGGAGAGGAGAGGUUGUCCUCUGUCCAGGAGAAUUUUUAAGGUGUUUGUUUUUCUACUUGUGCACAGUACCUGUACCAAAAAAAACUGGAUUUGAGAACUGCAGUCUGCCUGUUAUUUAAGGAAGAAAUUCAUCACGCUUUUGAGGAAGAGGUUCUUUUUAUUUUCGAGGCCUUUGGCAGGCCUCUCUGACGAGAUAUACCAAAAAUAUUUGUUAAAAACCUUGUUGCUGUAUAUUACCGUUGUAGCGUAGCGUAAGUCUAAAUAUUUAUGAGCGGAGAGGCUCUUGGUAGACCACAGGAAAAUAUGAUAAUGCAAUAUUUUGAAGAUCAUUUCCAAAGACAAAACUUUCCUUUUUUUUUCUUCUAGUUGAGAUGGCUCUCCCUGCUCUGCUCUGUCUCGUCAGUGCAGCUAACCAAAAAUAACCCGAGUGGAUGGGGAGGGUGGAGUUUGUAAAAGGUUCGGAGGCGGUCAGGACACACAUGCUGCAGCGACGACACCCCAAAGUAGCCUGUCCGCCUCCAGGUGGUUGGUGAAAAGUCUUUGUGAGUGAGAGGGAGGAAACUGGAGAGGUUGCCCUCCCUCUCCCUAAUAAAGUUAAUAUAUUUGAAAGAUGUUGGUGUGAGUGGAUGGAAGCAAUGCUAGUGCAUUUGUUUGCCUUACAGGCUCUUUCUUGGUUUCUUUUUUUUUAUUAUUCGCUCCCCUGUGUAGCUGUGUUUUAAUUGGUUUGAUCCUUGGUAGACUGAAGUAUCCACUAUGGAGGCAGGUUGGGACCAUUGUUCGGAGCUUUAGCAGGGCGGUCUUGUUGUCCCCUCCCCCCCCCCUUACCAAUGUAAUUCAGCCAUGACGUAAAGCUUGAACCAAAGUCGUUUUCUCGCUAGCUGCUGUGCCUGUGGGGUCCAGCGAAGCGCUGGCCACACUAUCACUACUCUACACUACUGAUAAACUUCCUCAUCUCUUACUUCUCCCACCCACAGCUCAUGGUGAACAUAGUAAAAAUGAACUGUGUGUUCAGCUUUAAAGUGAAAUAUAUAGCGUAGUGCAGUGCUGACUUGUUUUAGCCCUUGAUAUCAAAGCAUUGAGCGAUCCAAAGACAAAGGAAGGGCCUUGUCUGUAAGUGCUGUUUAUUCAGAGUCAUCUUCUUACGUUCUAGGUUUGAUGCAGUCAUGCUGUAAUCGACGGGCUUUGCUGAAGCUGCUCUCCAAAUAUCACACAGUUCACUGGAUUCCACUCACAUUUUUAAUGAUCUUGUAGCAUCUGGAACCUGUGGAAUGCAAGAAAACGCUCCACUAUUUGCCCUCUGGGUACUCGCACACGUCGCUCUGAGCUUGGCACAGCACUGGCGCACUCCCAUAAGGCUGUAACGGUACAUAAUUGUGGUGUACUGAAAGAGUAAACCACUCUCUUCUUAAGCAUUCGUAUAGAAAAGGUACAGUCAGGACUCUUAUUUUGUAUUUAUUUUUUUUUUAAACAGGCUGUUUUUCAGGCUGCUGAUACAUCCUUGGUUCUGGUCUCCAAGCGCAGUAGCAUACAUGCUUUCCGUUUCAGAGCACAAGUGCUGUCAACCAGACCAUGUUAAUGAAAUUGAGCUCUAAGCAUGUACUGAUUGUACCUGUAAAACCUCACUGGCAGGUUGAAUCUGAAUUUUGCCUGAACAGGCCAGUGCUAGCUCCUUUUUUAUUUUGCCCCUAUUGCCUAAUCCAUUACUGCCCUGAAUGCUAUCCUCAAACUGUUCCUAUCGACCUGUCGGUUUCUCACAUUUUAAAACUUCUGUUAUAUUUUUUGUUAUUUGAAUUACCUCAUCAGCACUUAAAUGGAAGGUUCACUUUAAACAAAAUGGCACCAACAGACAACUCCAGAAUGUAAAAGAGCUGUUAAUUUUUCAACUGUCCUUUUUUUUUUCUCUCAAAAUUCUCAGCAAUGCAUUCUAGA
Messenger RNA from Colossoma macropomum (tambaqui), 5254 nucleotides. It is a transcript of the gene pou2f1b, whose product is annotated as POU class 2 homeobox 1b. Bases 57 to 2144 code for a protein of 695 amino acids. Gene Ontology annotation, molecular function: DNA-binding transcription factor activity, RNA polymerase II-specific; RNA polymerase II cis-regulatory region sequence-specific DNA binding. Gene Ontology annotation, cellular component: nucleus. The transcript has 14 exons. The record is from RefSeq and is a predicted model, not a curated record. Lineage: Eukaryota; Metazoa; Chordata; Actinopteri; Characiformes; Serrasalmidae. Gene Ontology annotation, biological process: regulation of transcription by RNA polymerase II.